UCACUUAGCACCUCGCAAAUUUCAAUGCAAACCGCUUACUGCGCUUAUUAAUAAUAAAUCUUCGCUCAACUAUCUUCAAACGAACAUGCACAUAGCCAGCGAGCUGCAAGAAUCAGAACAGCUUGACUUAACACUGAUAGCAAAAGAACAACGACCAGUUAAAACUACAAAAAUGAUCGCUGAUACACAACCGGAGGUGAGUAGCGCAAAGCCUAGUGUGCGCUUUGGCAUCUCGCGCAGUCAGGAAGAGGAGUCUAAGUCCACACUUUUGGAGGUGGAAACGCCAACGCACUUCGGACGCAUUUCCCCACUGCUCUCCACCAAUCUGCGCAGUUAUGGUGCCGGCGUACCUGACAUGUCUGGCGCCACCACUAACACCAUACCGCGCGCCACCAAUUUACGCUUGAAAUUUCGCAAAAGUCACACUUGUGGCAGCCUUUUCGCCAAUUGUAAUUGCAGCAGUCCACCCGCAAUGCCGCCAACGAUACAUGCUGCCGGCAGCGGUGGCAGCAGCGGCAGUACGUCACAAAAUUUGAAUGCGCAGCGCUCCAGUUAUGCGACCGCGCCUUGCAUGUUCAACUUUUCGAUAUCACCCACAAACGCGGACCUCUCCAGCCAAAGCGCCUCCACGCAGCACACAUCGAGCGGCUUCUAUUCGCUCUCCACGCAAACAUCGUCCGCUACAUCGGCACAACUGUCGCGCGAUGAGAGCAUGAACGUCAGCUUCGACUGGUGCGGCAGCCAUGGGGGCGAGGGGCGCUCGAACAGUCUCGACAGCGGUGUUAGUGCUAGCGGUGGACAGUCAGCAACACUGCCGCUUCGCAAGCACAGUCCAGUCAGCUUUCGACUCGCAAGCGUUACGGAGAACGAGCACGCUACAGCAGAGCAAACGCGCACCGCCACAGCAAAGUCAUUACAAGUGCCGGGCACUGCUACAAUUACAGACGCCGCCGUAGUUGCGCCGGUAGUGACCGCGGCGAUCUCGCCAACCAUAACGCGUAAAAACGAACGCAAAGCCAAACGGUUCUUUCAGUCCUAUUCGCAUCCGGACACGGAUUACAUCUUCACCGAUGAGAAUAAGAAACCGUCGCGUGAAUCGCUCAUACAGAUACAUGUGCAACACCAGCAAGAGCCGGUCAUAAAGACACGUGACGGCAAAUUGGAAUUCAAACAACCAAAACGUUCGUCCUCACCAAAUAUAGGUCAGUACCAAGUGUUGGACGUAGCAGUACAUCCUGACAUCCUUGUGAAAAUUUCACCGAAACACUCGCCAGUACCGGGAGCGCACUACCAAGCGCCAUCACCGCAAGGUACACCACGUUCGGCGCAACAACGACGUCGGUUACUGCAACGGUCACACGAAAUCGACUCUGGUGGUUCGACAUCGGAGUCCGAGAAGAACUUUGAGACGCAACCUUUGGGCAAUGCGAAAGAUUUAAAAUUGCAAUUUGGCAAGGAAAACUCCACACAAGUGACGGAGAAGUUGCAGAGUCCAAUCAAGUCCAGAGCGCUGGUUGAGGAUGCCAGUUUCGAUGCAGCGCAGAAAUAUUUUGUGGAAAGUGGUAUUCUAGGUCCAAUCAACACAGCCAGUCCGCUGAUCAGGAAGACUUCAAAAAUUUUGCAGGAUGCAAAUGUGCAUGAGCAGAUUCGUAAAACGUCGAUGAUAUUGCGUGCCAACGGCGGCAUUAACAGCGCCAAUAACGCGAACAUAAGCAACGGCAACAGCAGCAGCAACAACAGCGGCACAUCAGCGACCACGACAACGCCAGCAACAGCGACGCCAAAGCUACACUCACCAACGUCACCGAAAUCGAAAGCACUGCUAUUGGCGCCCUCCUUGGCGGUGGUGCCCGUGGAGAAACCCAAAAUCCACACAAUCGAUGAGAACAGCUACAGCAAGCAUAAUAACUCUAACACACAGUAUAAUGUCUACAGCAUGGAGCGUCCCACACCAUUAACCUAUGCCAACAAUAACAACAACAGCAGCAGCAGCAAAAACACUAACGGCAUUAGUACACCACAAUCACCGCACACCAUGGCGACCACUUGUGGCUUCAGCCCCAAUGUGACGACAAAGAGUUGCCACGUCACCGACGAUCGCGAUGCCCAAAUUAAGAGUAUGCAAGGCGAAAUCGUCUCACUGAAGGAUGUCAUAAAGGCACGCGAAGCCGAAAUCGCCAAACUUCGCAGGGAAAUACACAAAUUGAAGAGCGUGCUCCAGCAAACGGCCAAUCCGCUACCCAUAGCCAUCGCGGAUCUACCGCCAUCGCCAACAACACUCGCGCCCUCGCCCAAUAAUUUCCUACUCGCCAGUCCGCAUCAAAUCUGCACAGUCUGCAAGAAGCAGUUCGAGGCAGACGGCAAUUCGAAUCCGCGCAUUGGACAACUCACGCCGGAGAAUAGCAACUCAGUUGAGUCGAAUAGCAGUGAUGCAACUAGCGCCGGUAACACCACUGUAGCCUGUGCACUGGCCAAUAAUGCCAGCAAUGGCGUCAACAAUCAGCCGGUGGAGAUCGCCUUGGAUGCGGCUGCCGCACAAACGGCUACCGAGGCGGCGACCACCGCGCUCACCAGCAACGGGCUGAAGGUGCACCAACAGGCGCCAGUGCUCAAGAAACAGGGUGUCUCCGGUGAGAGUUGUGAGACGUCGAUGCAGCAAUCGAUUAACAUACCAAUACCGAAAUUCGAGAAGGAUUUCAGCUCCAAGCAACUCAUCAAAGACGCCAUUAUGGAUAAUGAUUUCCUCAAGAACAUCGAUGCGUCUCAAGUGCGCGAGUUGGUAGAAUCCAUGUAUCCACUCUCGAUCGCUAAGGGUGAAUUUGUGGUGCGCGAGGGUGAGGUAGGCGCGCAUCUCUACGUUUCGGCCGAAGGUGAAUUCGAGGUGGUCAAAGGUGGCAUUGUAUUGAGUGUUAUGGGUCCCGGCAAAGCCUUCGGCGAGCUUGCCAUUCUCUAUAAUUGCACACGCACUGCAUCCAUACGCGUCUUGUCGGACUCACGUGUUUGGGUGCUCGAUCGGCGGGUCUUCCAACAGAUCAUGAUGCGUACUGGCAUACAACGCAUUGAAAACAGUGUGAAUUUCCUGAAGUCAGUGCCGCUACUAAAGAAUCUCAGCAUGGAGGUAUUGGCGAAAAUCGCCGAUGUGCUGGAAGUGGAAUUCUAUCCAGCCGGUACUUACAUCAUACGUCAAGGCGCCAGCGGUGACACUUUCUUCCUCAUCUCCCAAGGUAGCGUUAAGGUUACACAAAAACUAACGCCCACCUCGGAAGAGAAGGAGAUACGUACACUGGAACGUGGCGACUACUUUGGUGAGCAGGCUCUCAUCAAUGAAGAUAAACGGACAGCGAACAUUAUCGCUAUGGCGCCGGGCGUUGAGUGUCUGACGUUGGAUCGUGACUCUUUCACACAACUAAUUGGUGAUUUAUGCGAGUUGAAGGAGAAGAAUUAUGGCGAUGAGAAUCGUGUGUUGGCCAUGAAGUAUGCUGAGAAGACGAAGGAGAUUUUCGGCGCUAAUGUUAAGCAAGAGUUCCCUGACAUGAAGCUCACCGAUUUAGAGGUUGUCGCCACACUCGGCAUUGGCGGUUUCGGACGUGUUGAGCUUGUCAAAGCCUAUCGCGAGAACAGCGUUGAUACCUUUGCACUCAAAUGCCUGAAGAAGAAGCAUAUUGUCGAUACAAAACAGGAAGAGCAUGUCUUCAGUGAACGCACUAUAAUGCUAACCUGCGAUUCACCUUUCAUUUGUCGUCUGUAUCGCACAUUCCGUGAUGAGAAGUAUGUGUACAUGCUGCUGGAAGCCUGCAUGGGCGGCGAAAUUUGGACGAUGUUGCGCGAUCGCGGCUGUUUCGACGAUAACGCAACACAGUUCAUCAUCGGCUGCGUUUUGCAGGCAUUCGAGUAUUUGCAUGCACGUGGUAUUAUCUACAGAGAUCUCAAGCCAGAGAAUCUAAUGUUGGACGAGAGAGGUUAUGUGAAGUUGGUGGACUUUGGUUUUGCAAAAUAUAUUGGCAAUAGCAGCAAGACCUGGACAUUCUGCGGUACACCUGAGUACGUGGCGCCAGAAAUUAUUCUAAACAAGGGACACGAUCGUGCGGUCGACUAUUGGGCUCUGGGUAUACUCAUACAUGAGUUGCUCAAUGGCACUCCGCCCUUUACCGCCACUGAUCCCAUGAAGACGUACAAUAUCAUUCUGAAAGGUAUUGAUAUGAUAGACUUCCCGAAGCACAUGUCCAGAUCGGCUGUUCAGCUGAUUAAGAAACUAUGCCGCGAUGUGCCAGCUGAACGUUUGGGUUACCAAAAAGGCGGCAUACAGAAUAUCAAAAAGCACAAAUGGUUCCUCGGCUUUGAUUGGGACGGUCUCGAACAACAACUGCUUAUACCGCCAUUUGUGCGCCCCAUUGCCCAUCCAACGGAUACAACUUACUUUGAUAAAUUCCCCUGUGAUCCUGAGGAACCGCUAGAUGAAUUCUCCGGCUGGGAUGCGGAUUUCUAAAGGGUUCACAGCAAACGUUUAUGGAUCAACAAUGAGUGCCUUAUAGCAGCGGCGCUGCAUAUUUGCUCAAGUUAUACGUAUUGGUCACAUUCUUACCGUGAAAUUUGUCUUAAGUCUUUUUCUUAAAAGCAUUUCUUAAACAAAAUCGGCUUCAUGGACACUAAAGCGUACUUCAUAUAAAAAUAAUCUAAUGUAUUAGUAGUAGUAAGCAUCUUGCACAGCUCUAUAUAUAGUAAAGAACUUAGUGAUAAAGCAGUAGCUAUAUGUAAUACACACACACAUGCACAUAUGUGUGCCUAAAAUGUAACAGUAAAAAUAAAAUUUUUUUAGCUUUAAUUAUUAACACUAUUUGAAUAAUAUUUGCUCAAGUAUUUUGUAUGAAAAAUUGCAAUGAAAUUGUGUGCCUUGUUCUAUAAGUAAAUGAAAUUCAAUUAAUAGCAUAGUCUUCAGAGAAUCAUAACGGUUUUUAUAAGUUUUAACCGUUGCUAUUUUAUCAUACUCUCAUCAAAAUUUGUUAUAUAAUAUAUUUGUCUAUAUAUACUAAAUCAUAAUAAAUGUGAGUGUUUACUAA
Molecule: messenger RNA, 5057 nt
Organism: Zeugodacus cucurbitae (melon fly)
Lineage: Eukaryota; Metazoa; Arthropoda; Insecta; Diptera; Tephritidae
Gene: Pkg21D
Product: cGMP-dependent protein kinase, isozyme 1
Exons: 9
Coding region: 86-4486 (1466 amino acids)
Biological process (GO): protein phosphorylation
Molecular function (GO): ATP binding; cGMP-dependent protein kinase activity
Source: RefSeq, a predicted model, not a curated record